Molecule: messenger RNA, 1858 nt
Organism: Gastrolobium bilobum
Lineage: Eukaryota; Viridiplantae; Streptophyta; Magnoliopsida; Fabales; Fabaceae
Product: zinc finger protein CONSTANS-LIKE 16-like
Exons: 3
Coding region: 214-1518 (434 amino acids)
Biological process (GO): regulation of DNA-templated transcription
Cellular component (GO): nucleus
Molecular function (GO): protein binding; zinc ion binding
Source: RefSeq, a predicted model, not a curated record
AGAACAAAGAUAAAACCACACUAGUGUGUUAAUUUCUCUCUCAACACACUGUCAAGUCUCAACACAAAACCAAUAAUUGAAUUUCAAUCAUUUUUGUAUCCAAGUAAACCAUAUGAGUAACACAUCAGUAUUCUUAUGAUUCCUUGUUGGUAACAAACAAUCCAACCAACCAUCAUAUCGGCAAUUCACUUUGUGCAACCAAAAACCAUUUCCAUGAUGAUCAAUGAAAUGAAAGCUGCAAGUGCUUUGGGAGCCAAGACAACACGAGCUUGUGAUAGCUGUCUACGUGUAAGAGCACGGUGGUACUGUGCAGCUGAUGAUGCUUUUCUUUGCCAUGGCUGUGAUAACUUGGUUCACUCUGCAAACCAAUUAGCUAGCAAGCAUGAAAGGGUUAGGCUUCAAACUGCAUCCUCUAAGGUAAAAGCACAAACAUGGCACAGUGGAUUCACACGCAAGGCAAGAACCCCACGUCAUAAUAACAAGCACUUAUUGGUGCAACAACGAUCCAAAAAAGAUGAAGAACAAGUGGUUUUCAAUAACACUAGUUCCCUUCUUCAUCCUCUUGUGCCUGAGCUUGGAAGUGAAGAACAACAACUUCUAGAUGAUAAUGAGAAUGAGGAGGAACAACAAUUGCUUUGUCUUGUGCCUGUGUUUGACCCGUUUGAUGCAGAGCUUUGCAGUUUAUACAAUGAAGUGAAGGAUGAGGGAUUGGACACCAUCAUGAAAAACGAUGUUGUUGCUGGUGAUGGUGAAGAGGAAGAAGAAGAAGUGUUUGAUUUGGACAACUUUUCUCUCCCAUCACAUAUGGAACUUGCUGAGUUUGAUGCUGAUGUUGAAACCUUACUUGGAAACGGAUUUGAUGAGGACUCAUGUGGCCAAAUGAAAGGAUCAGAACUACUUGGUUGCAAAGAAGAAGAUGAAAUAGAUGCAUAUGUUAAUAGACUUGGAGAUAAAGGUGCAAUGGUAAAGGUUAAGGAUGAAGAAUUUGAUGCUGAUACAGCUUGUCAUUUGGAUUCAAUUCUUGACAUGAAUAGCGAGGCCUUUGAUUGGAAUGUUGACUCAGAAUCACUGGCGGUUGCUGCACAGGAGGAAGAGGAGGAAAAGGUGGCGGUUCCGGUGGCGGCGAGUUGUGGAGCCGGUAAACUGGGAACUAAUAAGAAAAUAUUUUUGAGGCUAAACUAUGAGGAGGUAAUUACUGCUUGGGCUAGCCAAGGUUCUCCAUGGAUAACAGGAAGCCCUCGUAACUUCAACUUUGAUAACUGCUGGCCUGAUUAUUUGGGUUUUAGUGGCGCAGAUGUCCAAUGCUCUUAUGGGGAAGUAAGAAGCUUAAGGGGGAGUAUAGAUGAGGGAAGAGAAGCAAGAGUGUCAAGGUACCGAGAGAAGAGAAGAACACGUUUAUUUGCAAAGAAGAUAAGGUAUGAAGUAAGGAAGUUGAACGCAGAGAAAAGACCUAGAAUGAAAGGUCGAUUUGUCAAGAGAACAUCCUUUGUUGGAGGCACUUCUAAUUUGCCAGCUUAAUUACCACUGACAUGAAAAUUGAUCAAACGGUACUUAUCUACAAGUUGUUCAUCUGCUCGUUCUUAUGAUUCAAUGUCAUUUGCAUAGGAAGAAGAAGAAGAUGAAAAUAAAAGGUGAAUAUUGGACUUAGAAAGAUGAAUGCAUCACAAAUUUGAACAAAUUCACUCUCAAUUUUCUAGGAACAUGUAGAUGAGAAUGUGAACUUUAUUUCAAUGGUGGGGAUGGAAUAAUCAAGGCAUGCAAGAUAUAGCUUUUAGUUAUAUAUUCUUCUAAGGAUCUCACUUAUAUUGACUAAUAGCAAACUUGCUAGAGAAAAUAUAUAUUGUAAUUCGAACGACAU